Molecule: messenger RNA, 1719 nt
Organism: Zasmidium cellare ATCC 36951
Lineage: Eukaryota; Fungi; Ascomycota; Dothideomycetes; Mycosphaerellales; Mycosphaerellaceae
Exons: 3
Coding region: 1-1719 (572 amino acids)
Biological process (GO): positive regulation of transcription by RNA polymerase II
Cellular component (GO): nucleus
Molecular function (GO): sequence-specific DNA binding; DNA-binding transcription factor activity
Source: RefSeq, a predicted model, not a curated record
AUGAAUCAACCGCAACCGUACAUGGAUGGGCAUGCACCAGCAUCCGCGCCAGCCUCCAGCAUGACCCAGUACUCGAACUACGGCCAGCCUCAAGCGCUGCAGCCGGCAACGCACAGCUACGCGCCUGCGGCGUAUCCGCAGUACUCAUACGCGCCCACGAUACCACCAAUGUCUGCCGGCCAUCCAGUGUCUUCAUCCAUGGGCGGCCAGAUGGUACCGCAAUCUCUACCGCAACUGCCCACGAUGCAAUCGAACGCUCCGCAACCUCCCCCAGGAGCGAACCAGCAGUUCCAGCAGCACUCGCACGAUACGACGGGGCAGAUUGCGCCUCACGGCAUGAAGCCGCGAGUGACGGCUACGUUGUGGGAAGACGAGGGCAGCUUGUGCUUCCAGGUUGAGGCGAAUGGUGUGUGUGUUGCGCGACGCGAGGACAACCACAUGAUCAACGGCACCAAGCUUCUCAAUGUUGCUGGUAUGACGCGAGGACGCCGCGACGGCAUUUUGAAGAGCGAGAAGACACGUCAUGUGGUGAAGAUUGGUCCCAUGCACCUGAAGGGUGUCUGGAUCCCUUUCGAUCGCGCGCUCGACUUUGCCAACAAGGAGAAGAUCACAGAGAUGCUGUAUCCUCUGUUUGUUCACAACAUCGGUGCCUUGCUCUACCACCCGACCAACCAAGCACGCCAAAGCAUCGGCAAUGCGGCAAUGGCGGCGCGGCGACCAGAUUCGCAACAAGAGUACAUGCGCACUCCGCAAGGGACCCAACCGCCCGCACUCACGCACCACCACUCGAUGACCAACCCCAUCGGUGCCAGCAUUCCGCAGCCACCGCACUCAAUCGCGCCUCAUCCAGCAUCCGGUAGGCCAGGUCUUGACAGGGCGCAUACCUUCCCAACGCCGCCCUCAAACGCUUCAAGUCUAACAAUGGGGAUGGGCAAUACAGGAAGCUCUUACGAGUACGGAGGCCACCAAGCCACCACACCCCCUGGCAAUUCGCAAGGCAUGCCGUACCAGUCGAGCCAGCCACCCUAUGACAGCCACCGACAGAUGUACUCAGCACCAGGCUCUUACAGCCAGCAAUACGGACAGCCUCCCCACCCUGUCAAAACCGAGAUGGGCCCACCUGCUCGCGCUGGCGCAGAGAACGAGCAUCCAGACAGCAAAGCUCAUACGUACGGCGGCCAGCAAGAUGCUGAGGGGGAACAUGAGGGUGAAUAUACCCACACCAGUGCGUCUAAUGGCGCCAGACGACCUCCAUACAGUUAUAAACCUAACCCAGCACCAGGACCAGUCCACUCGGACCCAUCGCACAUCUCGCCCGAGAUGACGCACUCGCCGCACCAGAACGGUUCUGGGAGAGCAACGCCGCGCACCACCAACCCGUACAAUGCGUACAACACGACACCACAGCGUCCGAAUCAAUUGCCCUCGAGCAACUUGAACUACGUCAUGAGUAACGACGCACGUGCUGGUGCUCCCAACGGCGACUAUGCACCGCAGCCUGCGUAUCAGCCUGCGCCGCAGUACCCAUCGAUGAAUGGCGCUGUUCCUGGUACCAAGCGCAUGCGCGAGGACGACGAGCAAGUCGACCAAUACGGGCGACCCCUCAGCGCUGGAGGUGACUCUGCUCUCAAGAGACAACGCACCGAUCCAGGUGCCAUGUCUGCGCGCCCCAUCAGUCAACCGCAGUCAGUCAAAGCCGGCGGCGUGGUGAGGCGAUAA